Molecule: messenger RNA, 1326 nt
Organism: Mucor velutinosus
Lineage: Eukaryota; Fungi; Mucoromycota; Mucoromycetes; Mucorales; Mucoraceae
Exons: 5
Coding region: 1-1326 (441 amino acids)
Biological process (GO): potassium ion transmembrane transport
Cellular component (GO): plasma membrane
Molecular function (GO): potassium ion transmembrane transporter activity
Source: RefSeq, a predicted model, not a curated record
AUGUGUUGUGGAGGAAGCAAAGGCCCCAAAUGGAAGCGAGAAGUAGUAAAGGAUCACAAGUUUGAUUAUAUUGAUAUCAAUGAAUUCUACGAUCCCUCUUGUCCAGCACGAACUAGCUACAUGUUUAUGUACAUCUUAAUGAUAAAGGGCUUUCUGGUCUAUGUGGCAGAUUUGUGGACAGCAGUUUCGCUACUUGUCAUUGGCAAUUCAAGUAUCAAUGCAGAUGCGUCCAUCCCACCCGACGUUGCAAAGUGGAUUUUCUUGGGCGCAAUCAUGAUUUCAUUUGUGCUUUUGUUUUGGGACAUUAGGAAAUCAAGAGGAAUAGUCGAAUCGAGAGAUAUUUCGCUGGCCUUCUUUUCAGUCAUUGCCAAUCGAUGGUACUCGGUCAAGGAUUACAAAUACUUUUGCUUGUUUGGUAAAAUUAACCGCUCAAGAAAGCAAAUUGACUCUAUUGCGUUUUUCGUUUUUUUCACUUUGAAAGGUUGGAAAAAACUGCUUUUGGCAGAAGCACCUCGACAAGUAAUUAACGUUGUUACACUUAAAACGAUCAUACCCGCAUGGAUUCAAAUUAACAAUGGGUUGAAGAUAUCAAACGACGGUUUGGGAAGAAACACGGUUCAACGAAUCAUGACAGGCACCAUGAUCUUCUCUACUGCUGUAUUUGCAGUCUCGUUUAUAUUACUUUGCGCUGCUGCCAUCAUUUAUAUUCCCGUUUUGUGUCAUAUUCAAGGUAAUCUCAAGGAGUACUGCUGCCACAAAGUAGAUAAAAGGAUUGAAGAGCUGUUGAAGAAGCAAGCAAAGAAGAGAAUAGAAAAGAACAAAAAAGCUGAUCAAUACAGCCAUCAUCACCACCAAAAGAAAUCCUCAAAGAAGGACAGUAUUGAAAUGGAAUCACUACCUCAACCAACUCUACCUAAAGUGGGUAUGAAUAGUUUAUCUGUGAAUAACUAUUAUCCUCAUCAGCAAGCACCUAGACAGCAUUAUCAACAACACCAGCAACAACCCAGCUUCACAGGAAGCGUAAAUAAUAAUCCUGGCAGGCCAAAUUAUUACCCACAAGUAUCCUCCUCCAAUUCAAGCACUCUUAUGGGAUCGCAAUUUACAAGACGAAAUAGUUUAUCAUCUGUUGGCAGUGAUCAAGUAGGUCUGACUUCACAUGCCCAAGGUCAGCCAUGGUCGUCAACACCAUACUACCAGAGCAAUGGAAGUCAUAAUGGAAGCAGUAGUAAUCUGUCAUAUAGUAUUCAGCAUCAGCAAUACCAGCAGCCGUACCCACAAUACAACAAUUAUCACCAGCAGCACCAACAGCACCAAAACUAUUAUUGA